UUCAAACGUUGAUUCGGGAUUUAUUCCGAAACAGAAAUCUUAAAAUGUGGACUGACCGAUCUCAAAUGGACAUUCUAACGAAUUCAGAUCAGUCUUCUGAAAUAUUAUCGCAUUAAUAGAUCGAUUGGUAGGAUGGAACAAAAAAAAAAUAACGGGAGCAGUAAGUUGUAGUGACGGUUAGUAAUUUGUAUAUACUUAAUUUAUUAUUUAUAAAUAUCUUGCGUAUAUUGAUAAAUGAUAAUAUAAUACAAUUAUUGAUAAUAUAACACUACACUGCGUUUAUUAUGCAUUUAUAAUUAAUAUAAUUAAUAAAAUAUAUAAGUAAUAAGUAUAUACAUUGUGUCCCGUCUUAUAUGUACCACUAAAUAUCUAAUCUCGAAAGCCUUAGAUUUAAAAACGGUUUGCUGUGAUAGAUAGAUGGUACCGAAGUACACAUUUUGGGAAAAUUUCAAAUUCUUAACUCCUUUGGUUCGCGCAUGCGCAAUACAACUUAGGUUUUUUUUUAAUAGCGACCCUUAAUUUUGACACAAGAUAUGGGUAGAUCAUUUUUUCUAGGACAUUUUGAUCCAUUGACUAUAGUCCUAUACCUAAAAUUGACCGAAUUACAGGCUAAAAGAUUUUUAAAAAUUGAAAAUAAUUCUAUUUUUCGAAAAACAUAAUACACUUGUAUUGAGGGGAUUUUUUUCAUGAAUAGGUUCAUAAAAAAAUACAUGAAUACAUGAUACAUAAUUAUACAUAGGUACAUAAAAAUGAAACAAAAAGUAAAUUACUUUGUAUUCAAGGCCGGAUUGGUUAGGUUUGGGCCGGUCGUGUGAGUGUGAGUGAAAAUAAAUUCAUGUUUAAAAUACGAUUGGCCACAUAUAAGCUCGUAAUAAUUAUAGACGUAAUUUUGGGUCACUGAAUAUGUAAAUGGGCCGCUUAUAGAAGUGAACAUCUCGAUGGGCCGAUACAUACCAAUCCGGUCCUGUUUGUAUUAUCUAAUUUUUAUUUAAGUACAUUUGUUUAUCUAAUAAAAUGUUCAAAAUUGGCCCCAUUAUUUAAAUGUAGGUAAGUAUCCGUAUUAGACAAAAUGACAAUAGCAUAUUGUGUGGCAAGGGCGGGAACUGGGAAGUGAACUAUUUCAGUCGCGGGCAACGCGAUAACAUUUCGCACUAGACUGAAAUUGCCUUCCCGCACGAGCCACACAUACUAUUUUUUGUCACGCCUCUGCGUUCAUUGAUCCCGCCAUCACGACAGAGGUAAUUCAAGCUAGGAUCUAUGCAACAACCAGACUAUUCUACGAAAACAAUAUUUCAUGAAAAAAAAAACGAUUUGGUUUUAUUUAUUACAAGCGUCAUGCAUGGAGGUUAUAAUAUGAAUAUAAUAUGUAACCAAAAGUUUAUGUUUUGUAAGGACGUGGCAUAGAUAGAUUUCAGUAUAAAUAAUAAUUAUUAUAUUAAAAUAAAAUAAGAAUAAAAAAAUGUAAUCAAGGCAAAGGUAAUAAAUAUGCAUUAUGCGGAGAUCUAUGCAACAACCAAAUUAUUAUACGAAAACAAAUUCAUGAAAGAAAAAUGUUUACGCGUCAUGCAAGGAGGUUAUAAUAUGGAUAUAAGAUGUAACCAAAAGUUUAUGUAUUAUGAGGACCGUAGUAUAGAUUUUAGUGUCUGUUUGUUCAGAGAAUACGCGUGAAUGCGUGAUAUCUGAGCUCAGUACUCUUGGGGAUUUCCAUUUUACAGCCCGGUAUUUUUGGGGAUUUCCAUUUUACCGCCCGAUACUUUUGGGGAAUUCUUCUUUACCACAGGGUACUUUUGGGGAUUUCCACUUUAGCGCCCGCUGGACGGAAAAACAUCGCUUUCCAACUACGCUUCAACUGUCAUCGAAAACUAAACUUUCGGUGCAGGCGUGACAAACAAUAUCACGUACUAUACCUACUUUUACUUAAGAUCGCAUAAAUGUUUUGUUAAUUGUUACCCACACGACCACACGCGUUGUACGUACCUACUUCUUGUUUUAGUAUUUCAAAUUUGUAUUAGGAUUUAUUUGUUUAAUCGACUUUAUUUUUCGACACAAUGGAAAACAAUUCUGAAAGUAAGUAACAUAAAUAAUAUUUAGGUUUAUAUUUUAACUUUUAACCAAAUUGUGGUGUAGAUACAAAAUCAAAUUAAAUUAUUAAUUAAUUAUAGCAAAUAAAUAUAAUUUCUGUUCGAAGAUAUAAUCAAAUUAUUAACUUUUCGUCGUUUAGUUCGUUCGGAAGACUCCAUAAAUAUUUUGACAGGACGGUCGACCAGUACGGCAGUACUGCCAGAAUUUCAAACUAAAGUUUGUGGUAUUAGUGCCUAUAGUGGAGGAAUUUCGAAUAUUGUAUUAAGCCACCCAUUUGUAUCUUAAUAUCUUAUCACGUUUAUACUUUUAAGUUACAUAAUUGGUAUAGAUUGGCUGACAAAUUAUCCAUAUCGAGUAAAUUGUUAAAAUAUUAGUUUUUGCGAUAGUCCAUUUAUUUUUUAUAAAAAUUGUAUUUGUACGCCGAGAUGGUUCACUAUCGCAAAAACAGAUGUUUGUUUUUGAAUAGCUAAGAACUAGCUCUAUUACUUCCAUUUGUUCUACAAAUGAAAAAAUUGCGUAAUUUUAAGUGGCACUCUUUAGCAAAUACAAAAACACCAAAAACCUAUGUUUUUAAUAUUCUUAGUACGAUGUAAAAUAGAAAAAAAUAAAAUCUAUUUUUAGUAUUUUGUAUUAUUCAAGGAUAUACAUAGUUUACAUUAAAAGUAUUGAUUAUUUUAAAAAUAUUUAUACUACGACUGUAAAACAUGUACAAGUAUAAGACAACGUAGAACUAUCAACGUAAGUAUAACUAACUUAUAGAAGUAAGAAAACAUCUCGCGAACAAUGGUAUUGUUCUCGUGAAAUUGGGCCUAGAAGGUUGUAGCUGUGUUUCAGUAUUCCCAAGCGUGUGUAGCUAUUGAUUUUAUAAAAAAAAAACAUAAAAAUUAAAAUGUUUAGUGUAUAGUUUUGGUCGCGUAAAAUGACGUUUCAGACCACUGUGCCUCGGGCGGCCACCAGCUACCUCCUUGUGGGUUCUCGUCGGGCCGAGGUGCACUACAACAAGCGGCCGUACUCUGGGUGGAGCGAAAGGAGGAUGCCCUGGUGCUCGACGGCGGUUACUAUGGCAUGCAGCGGCGGCAGCAGCCUGCACGGCAUCAGGAUCCGUCAAGCGGAGGACGAGUCUGGAAAUCAGCCUUUGCCGGAGGACCACCACCACGGAGAUACUGCCCGCGUCUGUAAAACCGGCCCGCGAGUGUUCAUUCUGGGGGCUGGCAGGCUGUCGGCCGGGCGCUUCGGACUAGAAAGCUUCUGGCUGCAGAUCGAGGUGUGGCCCGUGCGUGCCGGAUCCGCGGAGAUGGUGACAUAUGUGGAGGAGGAAGAACUUUUAGAGGUGAUGGUGAAACUGAUCGAAUGGACUAAGAAGUUUGACGACGAUGGCAGUUCCGAGAAGCGCGAUAAGACUUCAAGAAUUCCGGCGAGCAUAUCAAUUGGAAGCUCGCCGGUCAAUCGUAGAAGGAGUUAUCGAAAUGGCCAUUGUUGAAUAUAACCGUCUAAGAACUUUGUAUACGCCAGACUUAAUAACUAUUCUAUCUAAAAAGUCUCGACGACAAAAAUAUAAGAUCGUACUUGGCUAUCUUUGCCUGGUAUUGACAACGCUCAAGAGUCCAAUCUCUUAGCUUCUCAACAGAGAACCAAUCGGUCUUACAAAAGAAAAUCUACGACAUAUAAAAAAAAAUUAAGAAAUUAAAAAAUUAAAAAUAAAAUAACACGUCAUCCACGAUGCUGAAGCCCGCAAAAAUAAAUGAUAUCUCAACAAAAACAUAACUGUGAAAAAAGGCCAAAAAAAUGUGACUUAAGUACUUAACACAUUAUUUACAUAAUUUUAUAUUUAAAUAGUAUAUAAUUUGAUAACAUUGAUUAAAUAUACUUAAAAUUUAAUAACUGUAUAUGUAAUCAAUAUUGAUAGGUCUUUGAUAUUGAUAGGACUUUGAUAUUGCCGUAUAAAAAGAAAAAUAAUACCUGAAAUAAAAACACCAAAUUUUUCUUUUUGACGCCCUAGGGCACUUGCCCCAUUGUCCUCCCUCCCCCCUUGGGAGUAGUUGGGACAGCUAUGUUUAUGGUAUUCUAUGGUGUAUACUGUAUAUACAGAGUAGAGACACAAGAAAAACAAACGGCAUACUAAAUUGUAAAAUCAUACAUUCAUCCCUCUGCCCAGUAUCUUGAAUUAUUUUGAU
This is a messenger RNA of Metopolophium dirhodum (rose-grain aphid), 4256 nucleotides long. RefSeq lists its product as uncharacterized. Lineage: Eukaryota; Metazoa; Arthropoda; Insecta; Hemiptera; Aphididae. The record is from RefSeq and is a predicted model, not a curated record. The transcript is spliced from 2 exons. The coding region runs from base 3002 to 3562 and encodes 186 amino acids.